Messenger RNA from Sparassis crispa, 3477 nucleotides. Its product is annotated as Probable ATP-citrate synthase subunit. Bases 1 to 3477 code for a protein of 1158 amino acids. Gene Ontology annotation, molecular function: ATP citrate synthase activity. The record is from RefSeq and is a predicted model, not a curated record. Gene Ontology annotation, cellular component: cytosol. The transcript is spliced from 10 exons. NCBI's taxonomy places the organism in Eukaryota, Fungi, Basidiomycota, Agaricomycetes, Polyporales, Sparassidaceae. Gene Ontology annotation, biological process: citrate metabolic process; acetyl-CoA biosynthetic process; tricarboxylic acid cycle.
AUGUCUUCUAAAGCCAUCCGUGAAUACGACGCGAAGCUCCUCCUCGCCUACUGGCUCGAGCGUGCACCCCCAGUCGACCCAUCUGCACAGAUCGCCACCAAGUUCGUCUACCCUGCUCCCAGAGUAGCUCAAAUCUCUUGGGAUGCCGCGACAAACUCCAUCACUCCCGACACACAGCUCCCAGGUUGGGUCUUCUCCUCAAAACUCGUCGCGAAGCCCGAUCAGCUCAUCAAGCGUCGAGGAAAGGCCGGUCUCCUCGCCCUCAACAAGUCUUGGGAUGAAGCCAAACAAUGGGUUCAGCAGCGUGCCGGCAAGCCACAGAAGGUAGAGUCUGUCACAGGAACGCUCAACACCUUCAUCGUCGAGCCCUUCCUUCCGCACCCCUCCAACACCGAAUAUUACGUCUGCAUCACGUCCGCUCGCGAAGGCGAUGCCAUCCUCUUCACACACGAGGGCGGUGUUGACAUCGGCGACGUCGAUGCCAAGGCUCUCACUCUCAACCUUCCCGUCGGCGCACCUUUCCCCUCCCGCAAGACCAUUACGGACACACUCCUCAAACACGUUCCCGCAGAGAAGCAGGGGACCCUCGUUGACUUCCUCACUCGUCUCUACUCAGUCUACGUUGACCUUCACUUCGCGUACCUCGAGAUCAACCCACUCAUUUGCCUCGAUGCCGUCGACGGCGGACAGCCAACCAUCCACUACCUCGAUAUGGCCGCCAAGCUCGAUCAGACUGCUGAGUCCAUCUGUGGUCCCAAGUGGGCCAUUGCCCGCGACUUGUCCGUGUACGAGUCUGGCUCGCAGGCCGUUACCUCGAGGGGCAAGGCCGUCUCUGCCGACCGAGGACCCCCAAUGGUCUGGCCUGCACCCUUCGGUCGCGAUUUAACGAAGGAGGAAGCCUACAUCCAGAAGCUCGACAGUUCUACUGGCGCGUCUCUCAAGCUCACCGUGCUCAAUGCCGAGGGGCGUAUCUGGACCAUGGUGGCUGGUGGUGGUGCCUCCGUCGUAUACUCCGAUGCCAUCGCCGCCCACGGCUUCGCACAUGAGCUCGCCAACUAUGGCGAGUACUCGGGUGCCCCCACUGAGGGUCAGACAUACGAAUAUGCGAAGACUAUUAUCGACUUGAUGACUCGUGGCAAGCCUAAUCCUGAGGGCAAGAUACUCAUCAUCGGUGGCGGUAUUGCCAAUUUCACCAACGUCGCGGCGACGUUCAAGGGCAUCAUCCGCGCGCUGAAGGAGUUCAAGGCUCCCCUCAUCGCGCACCACGUCAGGAUCUACGUCCGUCGCGGUGGUCCCAACUACCAAGAAGGUCUCAAGGCGAUGCGUCUCCUAGGAGAGUCGCUCGGUGUACCCAUCAAGGUCUACGGCCCUGAUACCCACAUCACUGAGAUUGUUCCCCUCGCGCUAGGCGUCAAGGGCAAGCCCAAGAACGCUCUGCACUCUGUUGCGCCCACUCCCCUCUCCCCACCGUCGCCGCCCACACCCGCUACUCCUCUCGGUGCUGAGGUUACCCCUACAGUCGGCACCAUUCUUCCAGGUGGUGAGCGAUCGCAGCCGAAUGACCAAAUUGUUCACUUUGACACUGCCGACAUGAAGCAUUCGCAUCAGCGCCCCUCCUACCGUCCUUUCGAUGCUCACACGCGUGCGUUCGUGUACGGCCUCCAGCCUCGUGCCAUCCAGGGAAUGCUCGACUUUGACUACUCCUGCGGACGCGAGACGCCGUCCGUCGCCGCGAUGAUAUACCCCUUCGGUGGUCACCACAUCCAGAAAUUCUACUGGGGUACCCGUGAGACGCUGCUCCCCGUCUACACCAGUGUCGAGGAGGCCGUCCAUAAGCAUCCUGAUGUUGAUGUCGUCGUUAACUUCGCGAGCUCCCGCAGCGUGUACUCGAGCACGCUAGAUAUCCUCACGUUCCCCCAAAUCAAGAGCAUAGCCCUCAUUGCCGAAGGCGUACCCGAGCGUCAUGCGCGCGAGAUCUUGCAUUUGGCCAAGGCGAAGGGCGUCCUAAUUAUUGGGCCCGCGACUGUGGGUGGCAUUAAGCCUGGAUGUUUCAGGAUUGGUAACUCUGGAGGUAUGAUGGACAAUAUCAUCGCAUCUAAGCUCUACCGCCCCGGGUCCGUCGGCUACGUUUCCAAGUCGGGAGGUAUGUCCAACGAGCUGAACAACAUCCUCUCGCUGGUCACCAACGGUACGUAUGAGGGCAUUGCGAUCGGUGGUGACCGCUACCCUGGCUCAACCUUCAUCGACCACCUCUUGCGCUAUGAGCAGGACCCUGAAUGCAAGAUGCUUGUUCUCCUCGGGGAGGUUGGUGGGAUCGAGGAGUACCGAGUCAUCGACGCCGUCAAAAAAGGCAUUAUCCGCAAGCCGAUCGUCGCCUGGGCCAUAGGAACAUGUGCAAAGAUGUUCACAACCGAGGUGCAGUUCGGUCACGCCGGCUCCAUGGCCAACUCGGACAGGGAGACCGCCGACGCAAAAAACUCUGCUAUGCGCGCGGCGGGCUUCAUCGUCCCCGUCACCUUCGAAGACCUUCCGCAGGUGCUCAAGGAGACCUACGAGCGUCUGGUCUCGAGCGGCACGAUUAAGCCCCUGCCGGAGCGUGAGCCCCCCGUUAUCCCCAUGGACUACAAGUGGGCGCAGGAGCUCGGCCUCAUUCGCAAGCCCGCCGCGUUCAUCUCGACGAUCUCCGACGAGCGUGGGCAGGAGUUGCUAUACGCUGGCAUGCGCAUCUCCGAUGUUUUCAAGGAAGAUAUCGGUAUCGGCGGGGUCGUCAGUCUGCUAUGGUUCAAGCGUCGUCUACCGCCUUGGGCUACCAAGUUCAUCGAAAUGGUGCUCAUGCUCACUGCUGACCAUGGCCCGGCUGUCUCUGGUGCGAUGAACACGAUCGUCGCUACUCGUGCCGGCAAGGACCUGAUUUCUUCGUUGGCUUCCGGACUACUCACCAUCGGAAGCCGUUUCGGUGGUGCACUUGAUGAGGCUGCGUCAAUGUUCUCGAACGCACGCGACACUGGACUCACCCCGCGUGAGUUCGUAGACAACAGCCGUAAGGCGAACAAGCUCAUCAGCGGUAUUGGCCACAAGAUCAAGAGCGUGAAUAACCCCGAUCUGCGUGUCGAGCUCGUGAAGGAGUACGUGAGCAAGAAUUUCCCCAGCCACAGUCUUCUCGACUAUGCUCUGGCUGUGGAGAAGGUCACUACGGCAAAGAAGGACACUCUUAUCCUGAACGUCGACGGUUGCAUUGCUGUCUGCUUUGUCGAUCUCCUGCGCGACAGCGGUGCCUUCACUCCCGAGGAGGCGGAUGAGUACAUCAAGAUUGGUACUCUGAACGGCCUUUUCGUCCUCGGUCGUAGCAUCGGUUUCAUUGGCCACCACCUUGACCAGAAGCGUCUCCGUGCUCCGCUGUAUCGCCACCCGGCCGAUGACAUUUUCAUCAACAUGGCGGAUCUGUCGCAGCCGCGCGUGCUUGGCAAGAUGCAUUGA